Molecule: messenger RNA, 4851 nt
Organism: Ictalurus punctatus (channel catfish)
Lineage: Eukaryota; Metazoa; Chordata; Actinopteri; Siluriformes; Ictaluridae
Product: gastrula zinc finger protein XlCGF26.1
Exons: 8
Coding region: 872-4210 (1112 amino acids)
Biological process (GO): negative regulation of transcription by RNA polymerase II
Cellular component (GO): nucleus
Molecular function (GO): histone methyltransferase activity; protein binding; DNA-binding transcription repressor activity, RNA polymerase II-specific
Source: RefSeq, a predicted model, not a curated record
GGCUGAAUCCCAAAUCGACUUCCACUUCCUGCAUACGUCCACUACAGAGGCUGCGAAAACAAUGGCGCCUACGCCCCUUUGCAGUGCACUUGAUUUAUCCAAUAGGAAGUUAUUUGGGAUUCAGCCAUAGUAAAUCGUUAGGGUGCUGGUUCAGCUAGUUUUUCCAUUGUUUGUGUUGUGUUGUUUUUUGUUUGUUUGUUUUAACAUUUUUAUGUUAAGCGAUGAUUUAUGGAGUCCAUAAAUUAGCGUGUUAUAUAUAUACAUAUAUAUGGAGAGAGUUAUUGUUUCGGUGUUCCGCUAGUGAUUAAAUAGGCAGGUUCGUUUAGCCUACAUUGUUCUUCUCGGCUGCUUUUUUUUCUUUUCUCUCUUCAAACAUCACAGCACGGUUAUAUAACCAUAGAUGUGAUAAGUUGGCACCAGGCAGCAAUUUCAAUAAAUAAAUAAAUUCAUAACAAAUGUGAAAUGUAACAGACACGAAGGCCUAGAAGGACGACUCCUGUGUAGUUUGUCCGCUGCAGUGUACAGGUUACAUUCACCACAAAGGCUUUAGCUGUUAGCAUUCAGCGAGUUAUUAGCACGCUAGCUAACAUUUCAGAGCUAAGCGGUCAAGCUGCUGAGAGUUAGCUAAUCAACCCUGGUCAAGGUUUUUUUUUCCUCCUCACUUAUUUGCAACCAGUGACUAAAAUGUUUCGCAAUUGAGGCCUGUUAUUAUUAUUAUUAUUAUUAUUAUUAUUAUUAUUAUUAUUAUUAUUAUUUUAGGAAAAAAAACUUUUGUGAAGGUUUCUUUACGUUCAAUCUGUAUAUCUUAAAAAAAACCCAAAACAAAUUAAAUGAAGUGUUUAUACUUUUCUUCAGACGGUGGUCUCUUGCAAUGCCUCGGACGCAGGCGCAUGACCCUGCUCACUCACAGGUUGAAGAUGUGCCGACUCGUACAAGCGGAGAGACGUCAAACUUCGAACAGAAUGAACUUCUUGACGACGAGUUUGGAUCCGACGAGUCUGGACGCUGCUUGAAGGAAGAGUCUUUGGAGCUGGACAGCGAGGAUGAUGACGGUGAUGGAAACGAUCUCGACAGACUGAACAUCAUCUGCAUUAAGGAGGAAGAUCCCGAAGACGACGACUACCUCUACUGCGAGGUUUGCAAAUGCUUUUUCGUCAACAAGUGCGAGGUUCACGGUCCCGCUCUGUUCGUUCCCGACGCUCCGGUUCCCAUGGGGGUGGCGGAGCGUGCCAGACGAACCCUUCCGCCUGGACUUGAGAUUCGGAAGUCCGACGUUCCCGAUGCCGGCCUGGGGGUGUUUAAUAAGGGAGAGACAGUUCCAGUUGGAGCACACUUCGGACCCUACCAGGGAGAUCCAGUAGACCGAGAGGAAGCGAUGAACAGUGGUUAUUCAUGGGUGAUAUACAAGGACAGGCAGCGUGAGGAAUAUGUAGACGCUACGAAUGAGAUUCAUGCUAACUGGAUGAGGUACGUGAAUUGCGCUUGUACUGAUGAGGAUCAGAAUCUCAUGGCAUUUCAGUACCAAGGAGGGAUUUUCUACCGCUGCUGUCGACCCAUCAAACCAGGACAGGAGCUUCUAGUGGGCUACGAAGAGGAAUACGCCAAAGAUCUCAGUCCUGCAUUUGAAUACCUUUGGAACAAAAAGUGUUCCACGAAUGAAAUGAAUGGCAUCCUGUUGCAAGCCUUCUCCUGCUCCUUGUGUGCACUUUCCUAUACAUCUUUAUUUCACUUCCACAAACAUAUCAAGAGAUGCCACUAUGAGGAGUAUGUGAGACUGGUGAAUUCAGGAGAGAUUACCUAUGAGAAAUUAAAUCUGAUGCCUACCGACAGCUCGAGUAGUCAUCAGUCUGGAGCUGACUCCUCUAGUAUGUUGGGCGUUACAACCUCUAGCAGUCAAACGCAGAUAAAAACUCACCGCUGUUCAGAAUGUGGCGAGAGUUUUGUUCAAGAGAGCGAUCUCGAACUGCACCGGCACGUUCACACGGGAAAGAAGACCAAGUCGUACGAGUGCUCGCAUUGCGGCAGGAGUUUCACUCAAGUGAGCCAUCUCCGAGCACACAAGCGCAUUCACACAGGAGAGAGGCCGUACCGCUGCUCGGAGUGCGGAAAGAGUUUUAUUCAGAGGAGUAACCUCCGAACACACCUGCGCAUCCACACAGGAGAGAAGCCGUAUCGCUGCUCAGAGUGUGGGCGGGGUUUUACCCACCAGAGCAAUCUUAACACGCACCAGCGCAUUCACACGGGAGAGAGACCGUUUCAUUGUUUGCUGUGCGGGAAGACCUUUGCGCAGCAGAGCGCUCUUCGGCUACACCAGCGUGUCCACACGGGAGAGAAGCCGUAUCGCUGCUCAGAGUGUGGGAAGAGAUUUGUCCAACUGGCGGGUUUGCAGAAACACCAGUCUAUUCACAAAAGAGAGCGGCCUUAUCACUGCUUACAGUGCGGGAUCAGUUUCACUCACCGGACCCAUCUCCAAGAACACGAGCGCAUUCAUAUCGGAGAGCGGCCGUACCACUGCGCCCAGUGUGGGAAGAGUUUCUCUCACCAGCGGAAUUUGCACCAGCACCAGCUCAUCCACACAAAAGAGAAGCUGUACCACUGCUCACAGUGCGGGAAGAGUUUCUCUUUCCAGCACAGGUUGCAGCGGCACCUUCGCAUUCACACGGGAGAGCGGCCGUACCAGUGCUUGCAGUGCGGGAAGAGUUUUUCUUCCCAGCACAAACUGCAAGUACACCAGCGCGUUCAUACGGGAGAGAAGCCGUAUUCCUGUUCACAGUGCGAGAAGAAUUUCACGAGCGCCAGCAGCCUCAAGAUACACCAGCGCAUCCACACAGGAGAGAAGCCGUAUCAUUGCUCCCAGUGUGGGAAGAGUUUUACUUGCCGGACCAACCUCCGACAGCACCAGCGCAUUCACACAGGAGAGAAGCCGUAUGACUGCUCGAAGUACUGUGGAGAGAGUUUUAUCCGUCAGAGCGAUCUCAAACUGCACCAGCUCAUUCACACAGGAAAGAAGAUCAACUUGUAUCAGUGCUCGUACUGCGGGAAAAACUUUACUCAGGCGAGUUAUCUCCGACGACACCAGCGCAUGCACACGGGAGAGCGGCCGUACCAUUGCUCGCACUGCGGGAAGAGUUUUGCUCAACAAGGUAACUUCCGAACGCACCUGCGCAUUCACACGGGAGAGAAGCCCUAUCACUGCUCGGAGUGCGGUCGAGGUUUUACUCGCCAAAACGCUCUCCAGCUCCACCAGCGCAUUCACACCGGAGAGAGGCCAUAUCAGUGCUCAGAGUGUGGGAAAACGUUUAUUCAAAAGAUCAACCUCCAAAUACACCAGCGCAUUCACACCGGAGAGAAGCCGUACCACUGCUCGGAGUGUGGAAGGGGUUUUACUCACCCAACAUCUCUCCAGGACCACCAGCGCAUUCACACGGGAGAGAAGCCGUAUCAAUGUUCGCAGUGUGGGAAGAGGUUUUCGCAGCAGAGUACCCUCCACAUACACCAGCAUGUUCACACACGAGACAAACCGUAUAAGUGUUCACAUUGUAAGAAGAGUUUUACUCACCAGAGUCUUCUUCAGCAACACCUGAGCUUUCACACGGGCGAGAAGCUGUACCACUGCUCCCAGUGCGGCAAGAGUUUCGCUUACCAGCGUACGUUCCGACGGCACCAGCGCGUUCACACCGGACAGAAGCCGUACUGCUGCUCGCAGUGUGGGAAGAGUUUUUCAGAGAUGGGGAAUUUCCAAAAACACCAGCGCAUUCACACCGGCGAGAAGCCGUACCACUGCUCAGAGUGCGGGAAGAAGUUUGCCCAACUGGGAGGUUUCCAACGACACCAGCGCAUUCACACGGGAGAGAAGCCGUAUCGUUGCUCCGAAUGCGGGAUGAGUUUCGCUUAUCAGAGUACCUUGCAGCGACACCAGAGCGUUCACACGGGAGAGAAGCUGUAUUCCUGCUCGCAGUGCGGGAAGAGUUUCAAUUACCUAGAAGGCUUCCAGAUUCAUCAGCGCAUCCACACGGGAGAGAAGCCAUACCAGUGCUCCCAGUGCGGGAAGAGUUUUACUUGCAAGUCUAAUCUCCGACAACACCAGCGCAUUCACACGGGAGAGAAGCCAUACCAGUGCUCCCAGUGCGGGAAGAGUUUUACUUGCAGGUCUAACCUUCGACAACACCAGCGCGUUCACACAAAAGAGGGAAGCCACACAGCAACUUAGUAUAUUACAGAUAAGUUGUUUUAAAAAAGAAAAAAGAACCCCGAUUAAUUGCUUCGUAGUCGGGUAGCAUGGUGACACGGCAGGUAGCGUUGAUGCCUGAGCUCCAGGGUCAGAGUAGUGUAGAGUUUGAUGUGUUCUCUCUGUCCUCCCAUCUACCGAAGACAUGCCAGUAGACGGAUACUCUAGGAUCAAUCGCUCUAGGUAUGAAUAUGUAUGAGAGUAUGAUGCCCUGUGUCGGACUGAUGUCACAUUUAUGGUGUGUUCCCAUCUUGGUCCCAUGUGUUCUCGGAAUAGACCCCCUGUUUUUGGAUAAAGCUGUUAAUCAAUAAUAUUUUGCAUGUUAUGUAGCAAAUGUAAUAUUGUAUCCUUGUCGAACGCAUGAAUUGAAUGGUAUAUUGCAUUCAUAUAAUGUUUUUUAAAUUUGUUUUUAAACUAAAAUAGUGGCUUAAAUUGUGUGCUGUGAAAAAAACAACAACAAAACAAUCUAUACAGAAUAUUUCAUUAGCAAGUCUAUAUUUCAUGCAGUGGUAAUUCCAGCUUUAAAUCAUCCUGCUUCUUGUCCCUUUAUUUUAAUUCUAACAUGAAUGGCAUUAUAAUAAAUAUCAUGUUUAUUACUUAAAUAAAAUAAAAAAUGCACCAGA